GCCGAGGCGGCGCGGGCGGCGCGCAAGGGCGGCUCCCGCCGCAACGCGUGGGGCAACCAGUCGUACGCCGAGCUGAUCAGCCAGGCCAUCGACAGCGCGCCCGACAAACGCCUCACGCUGGCGCAGAUCUACGAGUGGAUGGUGCGCUCCGUGCCCUACUUCAAGGACAAGGGCGACAGCAACAGCUCGGCUGGCUGGAAGAACUCCAUCAGACACAACCUCUCCCUGCACAGCAAGUUCAUUAAAGUGCAUAAUGAAGCCACGGGGAAGAGUUCUUGGUGGAUGCUUAAUCCAGAAGGUGGCAAAAGUGGGAAGGCUCCGAGGAGGAGAGCUGCCUCCAUGGACAACAGCACCAAACUGGCCAAGGUCAGAGGCAAGAAGAAGGCCUCACUGCAAACAGCUCCAGAGACUACUGCUGACAGUCCUAGCUCCCAGUUCCCAAAGUGGCCUGGAAGCCCCGCAAGGAGUAAUGAGGACUCUGAUGUAUGGACCAGUUUCCGGCCUCGAACCAGCUCCAAUGCGAGCACCACUAGUACCAGGCGCUCUCCUAUCCUGCCCGAGCGGGACGAUCUCCCGGACGAGGAGCUUCUUCCAUCUCUAGUGUUCUCCAGUGCAUCCAGCAACGUCCCGCCCACCGUGACUGAGGAGCUCGAACUCAUCGAUGGGUUAAACUUGACGUCACCCAGUUCUUCCAUGCUGCCCACCCAGCAGUCUGUCUCAAGUGGUCCGAUCCAAAGAGAUUCCAGUUUCUCUCUACGGACUCAGAAUACAGUUGGCCCGGCCUCUACUUUUGGCAACUCUCUGUUUAACCCUGUUGAUGUAUCUCUGCAGAGUCCUGUGAGCCGCUUCUCCGGCCCUCAGACCCUGGAAGCUCUCCUGACAUCCAACUCUCCACCUCCCAGUGAUGUGAUGAUGACUCAGGUGGAUCCAAUACUCCCUCAGACCGGAAGCAGGCUGAACAACCCAACUCUCCUGCUUCUAGGUGGACAGGCCACCCAGAACAAGAUGGGCCCGGUCAACCCACGAGGAAAGCCUUCAGAGCAACAGCCAGAGUCUGGUGCUGGUGCUCUGACAUCCACACUUCCCAUGGUGGCAUGUCCUGAGACCACAGCCAACUUGGCAACUUUGAAGGCUGCUGCCCAGCUAACCCAGCUGGGCACUCCACCACUUCUCCCUUCUGGUAGCCCUGCCCCCUUGGGAGCGACCCAGGACAGGCUGCCCACCGACCUGGACCUUGACAUGUACAUGGAGAACCUUGAAUGUGACAUGGAUUACAUAAUCAACAGUGACCUCAUGGAUGGAGAGGGCUUGGACUUUAACUUUGAACCCAUUCUGUCUACUCCCAGCUACCCCAGCACCUCGCAGGCCUCCAACCAUACUUGGGUACCAAGUUAACUUCAGGAGUACAAAAAGUGUCCUUCAGGGUUUGACUGUUGGGUUCUGACUUCGCUUCCCACCCCCAGCAGAGUCUGAAAAGAAUGGAACGCAUUGGAGACGCAUUCCUGCGCACUGCCCCAGGCAGAAAGGGCUGCCUGCUGGGUGCCAGGGGCAACAGGAAGAGUUCUAGCAAAUCCUGUCAUGUGCCACUUCUCCCAAAAUCCUGCCCCUGCCCUGGACCUUCUGCAGAAGAGGAGUCCUGUGAAGAACCUUGGCUGGAGGCCUUUGUGCCAGACUGCAACGUUUCCCAUGCAGAAGGUGGGGUUCGCUGGAGGCACAUACCAGUGACUGCCUUAACUCUGCCACGGUGGCAGGUCUCCCAGCACCUGUCAGUGGGGCCUACUCUGUCCUCACCUUGCCUCUGGGGUGGAGUAACUGGACUCUUCCCUCAGCCACUGGCCCACACUUGGUACCCCAUAGACUUGCAGAGAAAUUGGAAGGUGCUGCAGGGUGGGAAAAGGGCAUGUUGGAUGUGUUGGAAAUUGCUUCGGCAUGACCCACUUCCCUCUGCACCCUGUUGUGCUUUGGAAGGGACAGGGCCCUGCAGGGAGGGGUGCUCUCCAUUGUGCACCUGUGGAGAAUUGAGGCAUGCCAGUUUAUUUUCACUGUGCCAACUGGCCCCUAUUGAAUGAGUAGCGUGGUCUAGAGAAGUUGCUCUGUCCUCAGCGCUGUGCCGGUGCAGCAGGCUGCUGCAAAGUAGACACAUGGGUGCUAAUAGUCACUGCUGGAACACCAAACAUCUUGAGUCUGUUCCUGGGCUGCCUUGUUACAGCAGCCAGAAUUUGAAGUCUGGGUGUGGCCUUAACAGAGCCCUGGUUGCUUUUCAGAAGGGCAUUUUCUAUAGAUGACAUAUUUUUUUACUAAUCUGGGGGCUUUCUAUGACAAAUUUUAGGCCAAUAUAAGUGUCUCCAUUAGGCACGUUGGCCAUCUCUCUCCCUCAUGGAAGGGGCCGACUGCAGAUUUGCCUUUCAGAGCUGUGCUGAGAACACACUUUUGACAUUUGAUCAUGUGUGUAACUGGGUGGAAAGGAACUGGCAGGCCCAUGCUGUCUGGAACCGCCUGGGGGGGUGGGGGUUGUACAUUACUUGUGAUCCAUGUGCAAAACUGCCUGCAGAUUGAUUAGAAGCUUUUCUAAACCUUUUUAAACACACACACACACAC
Molecule: messenger RNA, 2598 nt
Organism: Gavialis gangeticus (Gharial)
Lineage: Eukaryota; Metazoa; Chordata; Crocodylia; Gavialidae
Gene: FOXO4
Product: forkhead box O4
Exons: 3
Biological process (GO): regulation of transcription by RNA polymerase II
Cellular component (GO): nucleus
Molecular function (GO): DNA-binding transcription factor activity, RNA polymerase II-specific; RNA polymerase II cis-regulatory region sequence-specific DNA binding
Source: RefSeq, a predicted model, not a curated record